AUGCUUCACAAAACAGUUAAUAUUGGUGGAUUCACUAUCAAUACGGAUCCGAAGAAGAAUGCUUUAUCGAAGUGGAAUGAUAUUUUGAAUAAGAGAAACUCCACUGUGUUGGUGUCAUUCGGUACAGUGGCAAAAGCAAUCUAUAUGCCUGAUGAAUAUAAGAAAGCUAUGCUGGAGGUUUUCGAAAGCAUGCCUGAAACAACGUUUAUUUGGAAAUACGAAGAAGAGAAUUCACAGUUAGGUGCUCAUUUGAGUAAUGUUUAUCUGCGGACGUGGCUGCCACAGGCUGCUCUUCUUGGUAAGUUUCUUGUGCUGAAAUACGAUAAGAAGCCUGAGUUAACAUAG
Molecule: messenger RNA, 345 nt
Organism: Cooperia oncophora
Lineage: Eukaryota; Metazoa; Nematoda; Chromadorea; Rhabditida; Trichostrongylidae
Source: the annotation of a GenBank genome assembly